GUCUCGGCCCGGGAGCCGAGGGACCAUCUGGGCUACCGAGCGCAGUUGGUUAGUGCCGGGGCUGGGCUGAGGCGCCGCGCUACCAUGAGGCGCCGGUAUUUAAGAGAUUAUGGCAUCUGAAGCCCACAAUGUUAAAAAACGAGGCUUUUGUAAUAAUAUUGAGGAUCAUUCCACUGAUCUUCCUAGAAAAAGGAUCUCUCAUUUUACUAAUAAGAACAUGAAGGAGGUUAAGAAAUCUCCAAAACAGUUGGCUGCUUACAUAAAUAGAACAGUUGGACAAGCUGUGAAAAGCCCAGAUAAACUACGUAAGGUGAUCUAUCGCAGAAAGAAAGUGUAUCAUCCUUUUCCAAAUCCUUGUUACAGAAAAAAACAGUCCCCUAGAAGUGGGGGCUGUGACAUGGCAAAUAAAGAAAAUGAACUGGCUUGUGCAGGUCACCUGCCUGAAAAAUUACGCCAUGAUAGUCGAACAUAUUUGAUUAACUCCAGUGAUUCUGGUUCUUCACAGACAGAAAGCCCAUCAUCAAAAUAUAGUGGGUUUUUUUCUGAGGUUUCUCAGGACCAUGAAACAAUGGCACAGGUUUUGUUCAGCAGGAAUUUGAGAUUGAAUGUAGCUUUAACAUUCUGGAGAAAGAGAAGUAUAAGUGAACUUGUAGCUUAUUUGGUGAGGAUAGAAGACCUUGGAGUUGUUGUGGAUUGCCUUCCUGUGCUCACCAAUAGUUUACAGGAAGAAAAACAAUACAUCUCACUUGGCUGCUGUGUAGAUUUGUUGCCUCUAGUAAAAUCCCUACUUAAAAGCAAGUUUGAAGAAUAUAUAAUAGUUGGUUUAAACUGGCUUCAAGCAGUCAUAAAAAGGUGGUGGUCUGAACUGUCAUCCAAAACAGAAAUUAUAAAUGAUGGAAAUAUUCAGAUUUUAAAACAACAAUUAAGUGGAUUAUGGGAACAAGAAAACCAUCUUACUUUGGUUCCGGGAUAUACUGGUAAUAUAGCCAAGGAUGUAGAUGCUUAUUUAUUACAGUUGCAUUGAGAGACUUCAUCUACUAAAGAGCAUUUGAUUACUCAAAACGUCCCCAGAUUUCCAAAAAAAAAAAAGAAAGAAAGAAAGAAAGAAAUUCUCACCUGAGAACUGUGAACUGUGGAAGAGAUCAAAACGUUUUUGUUUUUGUUUUUGUUUUUUUUUACUUUAAAAAGCCACAUACGAAACCACUAAUGAAACCCUAGCAAUCUACUUCACAUUGAAGUGGAAAAAUAUCCAAAAGGAGCAGCUUCAACUUCGAAGAGGUGAAAAUGCACUAUGAAGAUUGUUUGCCUUUGCUGCAUUUGGGAUUUAUAUGGUUAUUUGGUAACAUUGUUUAAGAACCACUGGGUCUUAAUGCAGUCCUGCAUAAGAAUAUAAUUUAUACUAUGUCAGAAAGAAAACAGGACUUAUUACUAGGAAUCACAAAAACCAAUCAUCGUGACUUUUGUGAAGAUUGUGUCUUAUAAGAAAACACUUAAAUGUGUGCAGCUAUUUUCUUAUUUUGAAAAGACUUUGCAAGUUUAAAAUGUCAUAGCAAAUAAUCAGUACUAAAUAUUUGUCCACACUGAGAUACUGUGUAUACAAAAUGCCUUAAUUAUUAAUAAGCCAAUGCAUAUGAUACCAAUAUCUGUUUAAAAAAAUUAAAACCAACCAUGCUUCUGGCAUGAUAAGAUCAUGGAAUUAAAUCAGGGGUUUCCACUCAUGUAAAAUGUUGUUGUUAAAACUAUUCCAUACCAUUUUUAAAACUUGAGAAUAUUUUUAGUAUCUCUGAUUUUUCUUUUUGCCAGAAUCAUUCUGUCAGUAUGUAUGUAUGUGUUAUCACUAUAGAAAAGAAAAAGGUGAAUAUGUAUUUCUAUGAAUGCUUAACUAGAAAUGUCCAUGGAGUUGGCUAAUUUAUAUUCACUUUUUAUUGUAUAUAGAAUCCUAAUAUUUUCAGUUCUGUAUCAUUUAAGCUUUCUUCAUUUGAGUAAAUUCACUAAAUAUUUAAAAAAAAAAAAAAAA
Molecule: messenger RNA, 2017 nt
Organism: Neogale vison (American mink)
Lineage: Eukaryota; Metazoa; Chordata; Mammalia; Carnivora; Mustelidae
Product: KATNB1-like protein 1
Exons: 1
Coding region: 110-1024 (304 amino acids)
Cellular component (GO): nucleolus
Molecular function (GO): microtubule binding
Source: RefSeq, a predicted model, not a curated record